Trametes versicolor FP-101664 SS1 is the source of this 387-nucleotide messenger RNA. RefSeq lists its product as uncharacterized. The record is from RefSeq and is a predicted model, not a curated record. NCBI's taxonomy places the organism in Eukaryota, Fungi, Basidiomycota, Agaricomycetes, Polyporales, Polyporaceae. Bases 1 to 387 code for a protein of 128 amino acids. The transcript has 2 exons.
AUGACCAACGGGAGCAAGAGUGACAGCUCGGCAACGAGCGAGGGGCCCGACGAGGCCUGGGCAGAGCUCAAGGCGCAGACAGAGGCGAUCGUGUACGCAAUCCAGAGCGUGCUGUCGGGCGUGCGGAGCCCAACGCCGUCGCCGACACUGAACGAGAACUUGACGCAGAUCAUGACGAUCGUGUCAAGCAUUGUCGCCGUCUGCAAGGACAACUUCCCGCCUGGCGCACAAACACAGGGCGAGGAGAUCCUGUGCGAGCUCGGCGAGCACGCGAACAAGCUGAGUGAGGUUCAGGCGCAGACGGAAGUCUCGAAGGAGGCGCGCCAAGUGAUAGCGAAGUCGAGCUUCGCGGUCGCGAACGCGAUGAAGGGCCUCAUAAAGCUGUAA